This is a messenger RNA of Papilio machaon (common yellow swallowtail), 1169 nucleotides long. RefSeq lists its product as uncharacterized. The record is from RefSeq and is a predicted model, not a curated record. The transcript is spliced from 3 exons. NCBI's taxonomy places the organism in Eukaryota, Metazoa, Arthropoda, Insecta, Lepidoptera, Papilionidae. The coding region runs from base 180 to 1055 and encodes 291 amino acids.
AAAAAUAGUGAAGUUGGUUAAUCAUUCGUGGACUUUUUUGUUAUAUUAUUUACCUUCCUUUUCAUAGAUUUGUGAAUUUUCAAAUCGACAAGAAAUAAAAGGGAACUUUCAAUAAAUGAUGAAACUUUUGUUUAUGUGAAGAAGUGUUAAUUACUUUUUAGUUUACCUUAUAAGCUAGUAUGAUUUUCCGGUGCGGUUUACUAAUAUGUUUUCUAACUUUUGCCACAACCUCCGAAGAUUUUUAUAGAGAUGGUUGGUAUGGGCGAGGCGGUUCAGAGUUAGAUAGUAUAUAUUCAUUGUGGCCAUCAGUGCAUAAUGCGGCGAGAUUAAUAAAACUUCGAAAAAGAGAAACGCAGGAGCAAAUAGGUGCAAACGAAGGUGGAGGAAACGAUAUUAAGAUUCCAAAUCCAGAGACUAAACAAACACAGUCAUUGGACACUGAAAACAAACAAAUCAGUGUUAGUCAUGAUAUCCCAAAUAACACUGCAAAUCAAGAUUCUCCGAAAGUUAAUACUACACUGAAUGAAUUACAAAAAAAUGAUACAAAAGCAUCACCAGUCUUACCAAAGGCAGUAAAUACCACUGAAGUAAAACAUAAUGAAACAGCACCAAGUCAACUGGAUAUUAACAGUCCGGGAGUUUUAAAGAGGGGCCUAAUUGUUUUCGGUGGAUUUGCAUUUUUAGCUGGUGCAUACUUCAUAUGGCACAGAAGGAGCGGCAAGAAAAAUGAUGUCAACAACUCGCAUGGCACCAAUGAAACAAAUCAAUUUAGAUAUGGUGUUCUCCAAUCUGAUGACAGAAGAGAUAAUAUGGAACUUUCCAGAAUACCAUUAACAAUGGAGUCAGAUGAUGAUGAUGAUGAAGAUUUGGAGAUUUUCGACUUGAAGCAGAAACAGAAAUCAUUGUCUUAUGUAAAUCUGCAAACUCAAGAAGAUGACAUAGUCGCAAACACUAUUGACUUUGAUAAAGAUAAUAAUCUCUUGUUAGACAUAGAAGAUAACACAUCUGACACUCUUAUAAACUGGUCGAAUAAUGCCAAUAAAUCUGUUAUAUAGUUUUAUAAUGUUUACUUAAAUAUGAAGAGUUCUGAAAACUUCAAAACGGUCACCUCGUCAUAACGAAAAAAUACAAAAACGCAAAUUAUAAUAGAACAAUUAUUAACAAAGUUA